UUCACCGCUGAUGUUUUCAGUGUUAUUUUGUGAUAAAAUAAAUAAAUAAAGAAUAAUGCGUAUGUAAUUAUAAUUAAUCUACGUGAUUACUGCAAUUGAAAGUAGUGCAAUAAAAUGAACACCUUAAAGAGACUUGUAUAAAUAAUCAUCGCCCCAAAAGAAAAGCUAACUUUGUGCAAUCUUCGCUACCUGCAUUGAUCAGGCGUAGCGAUUUUCUUGGAUAUUUAGGGUGACUGGACAAGAAAUAAUAUUGUGUUCUGUACAUGAACUAGUAAUUGUAAAUUCACUGUAAUGGAACUAAAUAAGUUUAGUUUGUGAUUUGGUGUAAUUCAAAGUUGGAUCUGGCUAUUUUCGAUUAAAUGUCGUGAAGUGGCUUAUAAUGACGUCAAUCACUAACUUGACUCACACGAUGUCUUCAAACCAGCCAUCCACGUCGACCGGUUCCAGCAACUCUUCAGGGUCUAAUGACCAAGAAGACCAGUUCUCUAUGUCUCAAUUGAUACGCACCCUUUUGGAGAACAUGCACAUGCCGUCGCAAGCCACCGGCGCUUCCACAUCGGCAGCGGCGUCGUCCUCAUCCUCGAUGUCCUACGACAUAUGGGCGAUGCCGUCUACCAGCUCCGUUCAGAACUUGUCCGGCACCAAUCGUGAGUCUGCUCCAAGCUCUAGCAACCAAGAUAACUCUAGCGGCUCCCCCGGGACUUCCUCUAACGCAUCGAUCACCUGCUACCGCUGUGAGGAGCGCGCUCCUACCAACAGAUGCCGCGAAUGCAACGACCUUUUCUGUUACGAGUGCUGCCACAAGGUCAACUCUGAAUGCCAACUUAGGCAGCACACUCUCCUCCCAAUAAACCAUAUAUCCCCUAUCGGAGUUGGACGUCGCUCUAUGACUCACUCGCCUGAAAAAGAGGUGACGAUGUUAUGUGAACUUCAUAAUGAUCAGUUAAAGUUCUACUGCGAAGCGUGCAUCGUUUUCAUCUGUCAGGAAUGCACCCUAUGGGUACACAAAGACCACGCCUACAGCCCCAUAAGAGGAGCUUUAAACUUGUGUCGCUUUGGUGUUAUCAGAGUAAUGGAAGACACUAAAACUGGUACAAAAGCUAUUAAAGCAGCUAUUGAUCGUGCAGUAGCCAUGUCCAAAGCCUAUGAAAAGGAGACUGUUGAAGCUAAUAUGAAAAUACGGAAGGCAAUGCGUUGUUAUGCUCAAGCAAUAGAAGAUCGGGAGAAGUACUUAUUGGACAAAGUGGAGAAAAUGCGUCAGGCGAAGUUAGCCGAACUAACUGAUCACAUGAAUACAUUGCGUGGCAUUUUGGCAGGUCUGGCCCACACCAAUGAAACCAUGCUGCGUUGUAUGGAUUCGGACGGCCUGGAUUUGUUCAUGUGCAAAGAGAAAGGAAGGGCUCAAGUAGAUUAUUUUUCUACCAUGUUUAAAAGCAUGAAUAUAACCGAAGAAAAUAUAUUUUUCACGCCCCCUAAUUAUGAAUUAGUAGACUUUCUAAAAAUGCAAUGUGAAGUACAGUCUUUGCCAGCAAAGUCUUUUCAAGCGAUGACCGCCGCUCUGGCUUCAGGUCAGUUUCGUCAGUUCGGAAUGCACCCACAUGCAGCUCCAGGCUUCCAGGGACCGGUACCUUUAGGCAUGCCAGUACCCAGGUGUUGGUCUGAGCAUGGAAAUUCUGGGAACUAUUACGAACCCGGCUUUUGGCCGUUUUUUCCGGUUGAUGGUUGGCCGGCCCGCGGAUUCGGUCAAGCUAUUCCCGGCUACUGGAAUAUGAUAACAAUAAAACCUACAAGACAUCGGGUGCCUGGAGUUCCAAUGUUUUCAUUCGGUCGUGAAGGACAAGAUGACGGUCAGGUUUCAAGACCUUGGGGCCUAUGUAUAGAUAGAGAAGGAAACAUCAUUGUCGCUGAUAGAAGGAACAAUCGCAUUCAGAUAUUUAAUAGUCAAGGAUGUUUCAAAACCAUGUUUGGGUGUAAGGGAACUGGUCCAGGAGAAUUCGACUUGCCUGCCGGCAUUACUACAGAUUCAUAUGGUCGUAUCAUUGUUGUCGACAAGGAUAACCACCGCGUUCAAAUUUUUACACCCGGGGGCAACUUCAUUCUUAAAUUCGGAGCUUUUGGCAAAGAAUGUGGACAGUUCCAGUAUCCUUGGGACGUAGCUGUCAAUAGUAUUGGAAAUAUAGUCGUGACUGAUACCCGCAAUCAUCGUAUUCAAAUGUUCACAGCUGACGGGUCUUAUCUAACUAAAUUCGUUUUUGAGGGAGCUAAUCCAUCAAAGAUGGUGAAAGGUCCUACGACUCCCAGAGGAGUAUGUUUUACCACUACAGGAAAUAUUAUUGUAUCUGACUUUGAAAACCAUCGUUUAAUAUUGGUCGACUCUACGCUGUCAAGGGUUUUAUAUUCAGUUGGUAGAGAGGGCUCUGCCAUUGGAGAGCUGAAUCGCCCGUCUGGGAUCGUGACAGACGACGAAGGUAACAUUGUAGUGGCCGACUCCAAGAACCACCGUGUGGUCGUGUACGGCUCCGACCUGCGCAUCCUGUGCGCAGUAGAUCUGAAGAGCCCAGGUUUAGAUGACAAGGAUAGACCUAGCGACGUGGCACUAACUCCUGAAGGCUUCCUGGUGGUGUUGUUUGAGACUCUGCCUGAUACCGCUCGCGACAUAUCCUCUCACGGCAAGCAAUACAUCAAAGUUUAUUAGUUAAACUUUGUUAAUCUUACGACUUGGGCCUAAGGUCCAUUGAAAUUAUUUUUUUGUUUCGUUAUUAUAAGUUGUGAUUUUUUUAUAAUGUGCCAAUUUAUAUUUUAUUGUUCGGAAAUAACUAACGAGCAUAGCUUGGACGGAGAGUAAACAUUUGCUCAAAAAAGUCAAGCGCGAAUCGAACUCUCCAUGAUGAUGAGAGCGUUACCAUUGUAAUUUGUGUUUUAUGCCUAUUCGACUAGUCUUUAAGGACCAAACUUUACAGUGUAGCGUCAUUAUUAAACAUAGUAGUAAUAGUGAAUGUUAUAACAGUGACUAAUCUAGAAUUGUACAAGAAUACCAAAAUUUCAUGUUUUCCUUAUCAAUCCGUAUCCAUUUAUGAUAUAAUUUUUUGCACAAUAAAAUACAAGCCUAUUAAAAAGAAUAUUAAUAAAAGUGGACAUUAGUAAUAUCAUUUUGUGAUGUAAAAGAUUUAAAAAGUGAUAUAGAGUAAAAAAGAAACUUGAAAAGUAUUUUUCAUUAAAAAUGUAAUAUGUUUCGUUUUUAACUUUUUAACACAAGAUUUAAUGGGAAUUUAUUGUGAAUUUCUAUAAUAAGUUAUUUUGCAUAUUAUUUAAACGCGGACAUAUUUUUAUUGAGCUCCAUUUGCGUAUUUUUUGCUAUUGAGUGAACGAUUUGAUUGCUAAGAGAUUAGAGUUCAAUCAUUGCGAAGGAAAUAAAUGCAAUAAAACUUUGAGACUGACUUUAGAAGACUGUCUUAAAGAUGUGAACGCGGCGUCCGUCCCCGAAGCGGGCGCUCGCUCGGACUGAACCGUUAAUUUGAUUGUUUUUAUAUUUUUUUUAUUUACUCUUUUUUCGGGAUUUCUAAAAUAAUUUUUGUUCUAAUUUAGUAUUUCUUAAAAAUCUAAAUUUGAGAGGUGAUAUUUUAAUUUUAACACUGAAAAAUAAACCUUAAUGCUGAAAGUUGUUAUAUUGAAAAAUCAUUGGGGCAUUGGCCAAGACGAACUGAAAUGUAAUAAGGAGCUGAUAGAAUAUUCUUAACAUAGAACCCUAUUGUAUCACGAUUAUCACAUGCAAUAUUUAUCAAUCAAUAUUCACUUAGGUAAUGUAUGUUACAGUGUAUAUCAUAAAAAACAUAAUACAUACCUAAUAUGUCUGUCUUGCUGACUAACUUUAGCUAAUUUAGAGAUAUUCUUCUACAUACUAAUAAUUUUAAUUAGUUAAUGUUAUGGCGUGUUUGUAUACAAGUCAUUGUAUUAGUGAAAAUAUUGUAGCGAAAUUCUUUUCUGGAAAUUUAUAUAACCUGAUCAAAUCGUUAGUCUAUUUUCAUGUGUAUCGUUAGAUUUCGAUUUUGUUCAGUAUGAUAGGUACCCAUGUGUUCAGACUGUAUGUGUUCACUUAUAUGUAAGUUUCGUUGCAUGCCUCUAUAUGACGAUACGUUUUGUCGUUUUUUAUAAUGGCGAUAACCUAGGUAGAUGUAAUGCACUUGUAUUUUCUAUUUAGAACUCAUGAUAUGCUUACAUGCAACAUGUUUAUUAAAUGCUAAUAAAGUGUUCACAAUUAGAAUUAGGUAAUAUUUAAAUAAUUGUGGAAAUUAAUAUGCCAAUUAGUACGGUUUUUAAUCAAAUUGGCGAGGUUACAUAACAUAUAGAAUGUAGCUUGUAGCCGCUCACUCAGUUAUUAUAAAAUAAUAAACAAACUAACUUCAAAGAAUUAUGAACUAGUAAUUACAUUUAUCGUAUGCAAUCAUGCCUAUUCCCCAACUUAUAUCUUAGUUCUACUUAGAACUAAUAACUAAUGCAUAAUGUUUGAUCUGUAAGUAGCAAGUUCUUAGAUUUUCACAUUUGUAUUUAGAAUAGAAUUUGCAUAAUAUUUUUAAGGAAUAAUAAGUAGUCGUGGUACUAUGUCAUAUGCCGCUUCAAACAAAAAUUUUCUAGCGAAUGAGAGAACUUAGGUGUAACCAUGGAACUGACUACGAUCGUAGAUAAAACACAAUGACUGGAUUUAAUGAGUCUGAAUUAAAUAUAGAGGGAAAAUUGUUGUUUGAAGUUUUAUGUUUAGGUAGUCAUUACUCACUAUCGAGAUGAAUAUGAAAGAUGAUUGUGCCGAAUGAUGAUUUUUGAUUGUUGAGCAUAUCGGGGACGUUCUCGUACUAGCACAUUCUUUCUUUGGACAAAAUCACGUGCGACACCAUCCGAGGUCAUAAUGUUAAUAAAACCUUCGUAUUCUAAUAAUAACUUCUCUUUUAAUUUUGUAAUUUGCACAAAGUUCUGUUCUUAAUUUUUCAUCAUUUCAUUGGCAUCUUCAUACCAAAAACUUAUGACUUUAGUGGUGAAAAGAAAAUGUAUAGCAAAAUCGUCAAGUUUAAAAAAACUGAAUAUAAGUAUGUGUGAGUACGAGAAGAUCUUUUUUGCUGUUAUGUAUGCGUGCAGUAUUCUGCGCAAACGGUAAUUUACAAAUAAUAGUAUAUACUGAAUAGAUUUUAUUUGUUAUAGAAAUUUUCAUAGCAUAUAUUGACGAUGAGACUUAGUAGGCUUCCAUAUAACCAUAAAGGAAUAAGUACAAAAUCUGUUCUCUCCCAUACAAAGUGGUCGAUCAUUUCAUCGGUCUUACUAGACUUUUUGCUAUAUGUUUUUAUGGAAACCUACUCAGUUUUAUCGUCCAAAUUUUAACAGCAGGUAUAUUUCAUUAACCAAUUGAAAUUUACUCUUUAUUAAUUUCCAGUUAGAACAAUAUGAGUAAACCAUUUAACAUUUUGUUCAGUGCCAUUUACGUGAAGUAUUACGCUAUUAUUUUGAAUAAUUAUGUUGCAUUAAAUGCAUUUUAAUUAAUUUUCUAAAGAAUUUUGUCAUUACUAUAUAAUUCAAGAAACGUUUUAUGCUAACAACGAAUCUCAUUAAUGAAAUCAAUGAAAUGUGGUUUAGAUUGUCCGCAAGUUCGGUUUAUUUGGAUUUGCGAAGCGAAGUCCGCCACCUAUUAUAGAGUGAUGCGUUCUAAGAAUGUUACCGCUCAUAAGUCCCGUAUACUGUGAUGAGUAAGAACAAUCGAAAUGAGAAUUAACGAGGACAUUCUUCGGUGAAUUAAAGUGGAUAUUUUGGUUUAUCAAGAAAUUGGCAAGAAUGUUCUGGGGAAUUCUCAUUUCAAAUUACAUAAUUCCGUGUCUAAAAUAUUUUCAAUUGAUGUGUUCAAAAUGUCGUUCAUAUUUCUCGAUUCCACAAUGAAGUGAGAAUAUAAUUAACGAGAACUUAAGACAAGCUGUUUAGACAGCGGUUCGCAUUACUUAUAUAUAUUUUUACGAAUUUGACCCAGUGUCUGUCUGGCGAAGCCCGAGGUUGUCAGAUGUCAGAGGACACUAAAUUCUGUUUAAAGUUAUUUUACCUCCCGACAGAAAUAUAUUUGAAUGACCAAUAAUGGAUUGGAUUUAUCGUUAAUUUUAAAUCAACGCAAUAUCGAUUUAGAAUUUGCGGCACUUCCGAAGGUAAAGUAACUUUAGUACGGAAUGUUAUGAAAUUAGCUGAAAGCUGCUGAAUAAUUACUUAAUUUUUAAUCACAUUUUAUUUCCUAUCGUUUGGUUAUGUUUUAGUUUUUGUUUGUAAUUUUUGGUUUGGUGGUCGUAGUAUAAUACGCGAUCGGAACGUCGCUUGUGGUCGCUAACAUAAAAUACAAUUAAAUUAUUAAAAGAUUUCGUUAGCAACGGUCGCGACCACGUUGCAAAGUUGGGAAACAGAAUAGCAAAUAGAAUUUGGUACGACCACCAAAUCCAAAAAUUUGGGUCUUGUAUGACAAUGAAAUUGGUAAGCCAGCCCUGCUAGCUGCUAGCAGUAAAAUUGUGGUUUUGUGAUAGUAAUAAUAAAAUUGAGAACUUAUUAACAAUAGUUGCUUGAUGAUAAGAUUUUUUUAAACGUUUUUAAUAUUAUGAAUAUUGAGUCACGAUCUCAACGAUCGACAAUUCAGCAGUUAUCAAAACACAAGUUAUUUCGUACGAUUGGUGAAAAGCGAAACUGCGUAUUUGAAAAAAAUUGAGAUUUUAGCAAAUUGUACGGAGCCAUUUUUGUGCUAUUUUUAUAACAUUGUCUAGGCGCUUGUGUUGUGUUAGAUUUAGGGUAACUCGUUGCUCUUCUCCUUGCUGCGCGCAGGUUCGUUGUUUGUUUGCGAACGCAGCUCUGCCAGUGCAAAGAGGGGAUCAAUGAAAUCGAUAUCAUAAUGUAAUUGGGAUAAGUAGUAUUUUUGUACACGCGGUCCGGGCGGCGUGCACGGGCCCUUUGGUCGCUCGUGCUCCCGCGCCGGGCUCGCUCGUUGUGUUCAAAUAACCUCAUCUACCUCAUGUGUAAUGCAUUGAAGACUGAUUGGAAUUAACGUAACGGUGGUCAGAUCACCGAUUUAGAAGUCUGUUGUCUACUAACAAGUUUAGUUUCGACUUAGGCUAGAUUUUAGUGCUUAAGUGUCCAGAUAUAAUAACGUCGUAGAUCGCAUUUUGAUACCCUCAGCUCAUGGAUCGGCUGAUAGCGCCUUCAUUCAGUGGACAACGGUCUUUUUCUUUUAUAUCUAUAUUUUACGUUAUUCUGCUGAAAUAUUAUUGAAUGAAGACUGAAAAUUUAUACAUGUUCCUAUAUUUUAAUUUAGAAUAAUUUACUGUCUACUGUAUUUCGUUUACAUUAUUUUUACCCUUCGGUAAAAUUAUUUUGAUUCUUAUAAUCUUAUCAAUUGUGUAUGACGCUAUAUAUGUCAUGAAAUUUUUGAAAUUUUUAAGAAUUUUGU
This is a messenger RNA of Amyelois transitella, 7453 nucleotides long. It is a transcript of the gene wech, whose product is annotated as protein wech. The record is from RefSeq and is a predicted model, not a curated record. The coding region runs from base 380 to 2695 and encodes 771 amino acids. Lineage: Eukaryota; Metazoa; Arthropoda; Insecta; Lepidoptera; Pyralidae. Gene Ontology annotation, biological process: protein polyubiquitination; proteasome-mediated ubiquitin-dependent protein catabolic process. Gene Ontology annotation, molecular function: zinc ion binding; ubiquitin protein ligase activity; protein binding. The transcript is spliced from 2 exons.